UAGGCAGGCCGCGCCCGCAGAUGAACUUCCAGGACGUCUACACGCUCCAGCAGGCGCUGGACGUCGCCACUCCGCCUCGUCUUAUCACGGCACAAGACCGUGCGGAGCACGCUGAGCGGCAGCGCUGCCUCCUCAUCGCCGAGGAGGACGAGCGGGCCAUGGUGGAGUGGCGCCGGCGCCACCCGGAGGACGUCGCCGACGAGCAAGCCUACUGGGCGGAGCAGACGGCAAAGCGCCACGCGGACCGGUUGGACAUGCGUCGGCGGAAGGCCCUGGCGUUAUCGCAGUGCGAGAUCGUUGAAAAUGGUGGGCAGUCGAUCUUUUCGGCUAAUGAUCCUCGUUGAGACGACAUGUGGCUCGAUACUUCGAACCAGACCAGCGAGG
Molecule: messenger RNA, 384 nt
Organism: Triticum urartu
Lineage: Eukaryota; Viridiplantae; Streptophyta; Magnoliopsida; Poales; Poaceae
Source: RefSeq, a predicted model, not a curated record